AAACAGAGAAGCACAUUGAGACAGAGGAACACAAAAGAGAAGGCGCAGAAGGGAGAAAGAGAAGGAAUUCUUGUUGCAUUGCUCUCCCUUGUUGUAUUUCUCAAUUCUGCUAGGAAAAAAAGAUUGUGUGGAAAAAGUGCCUCCUCUUUUGCUGCAAAAAGAGCUUUUCCCCAUCUCUUUCUCUCUCUCUCUCUCUCUCUCUCCCUCUUCCUGGCUAUCUUUAUUUACACUCAAGAGAGAGAACUCAGAGCAGCCUCUCCCUUAAUCAUCUCUCGAUUAUCAAAAAAACACACACACACACACACUGUCUGUUGUGUUCAUUAUUGUAAGAAGAGCAAAUUAACAGAGAGGCUUUACGCCUGUAUUAGUGUGUGCAGCAAGGAAACGUUUCUCUCUGGGCAGUUUCUUGGCUAUCUAGCUUCAAUAGCUCUCCUCUUAACCAAUCAUCUGUGCCUUGGUUUGUCAAAUUUUUUUUCUUUUUCAACCAGAUAACCAAGAACCCUUAUUUACUAAGGAUCAAGGAGGGAAAAAGUCGUGAUUUUUGAGUUGGAAAAACACACACACACAAAGAGAGAGAGAGAGAGAGAGAGAGAGAGAGAGAGAGAGAGAGAGAGAUCUUUCUUGUUUAUAAAUGUGGAAUGGCAUUUAAGCUGCUACACUGCUUCUUCUUGGAAAUCAACAGUCUGCACAAUUUGUAACCGCCCUCUGCAGCCUGUGUCCGCCAAAAAUCAGUCUUCACUGUAAGCACUCUAAAAAUAGAGCUUAUAGUGAAGAAAAUGGUGCCCCAGAAACAAGCAGAAGAAGCCAUUGUCCCUGGGAAUAUGAAUGAGAAUGAUCAUGAUGAUCAUCAUCAGGUAGAGGAAGAAGCAGCGGACAUUCAUCCCAGGCGUAACUUCAAAAGUUUUCUUUGGCAUGGAGGGUCUGUGUAUGAUGCUUGGUUCAGCUGUGCCUCGAAUCAGGUGGCACAAGUUUUGUUGACUUUGCCGUACUCUUUUUCUCAAGUGGGAAUGCUCUCAGGAGUAAUUCUCCAAGUGUUUUAUGGUUUACUUGGAAGCUGGACUGCUUAUCUUAUCAGUGUACUCUAUGUUGAGUACAGAACCAGAAAAGAGAAAGAGAAUGUCAGUUUCAAGAAUCAUGUCAUUCAGUGGUUUGAGGUGUUGGAUGGCUUGCUGGGGCCACACUGGAAGGCUGUGGGAUUAGCCUUCAAUUGCACAUUCCUUUUAUUUGGCUCUGUCAUCCAGCUUAUAGCUUGUGCAAGUAACAUAUAUUACAUUAACGAUCGGUUGGACAAGAGGACUUGGACAUACAUAUUUGGGGCGUGUUGUGCGACUACCGUGUUUAUUCCAUCUUAUCACAACUACAGAAUAUGGUCCUUUCUGGGUCUAGGAAUGACCUCUUAUACAGCUUGGUAUUUGACGAUUGCAUCCUUUGUUCACGGCCAGGUCAAAGGAGUAACGCACUCCGGACCGACGAAGAUGGUUUUAUAUUUUACCGGUGCCACCAAUAUACUUUACACUUUCGGUGGCCAUGCCGUCACCGUGGAAAUCAUGCAUGCUAUGUGGAAGCCUCAAAAGUUCAAGUACAUAUAUUUGCUAGCAACGUCAUAUGUGUUCACCCUUACAAUUCCAUCUGCUGCUGCUGUCUACUGGGCCUUCGGGGACCAACUUCUCACUCACUCCAACGCCUUCUCGCUUCUCCCACGGACUGGCUUCCGUGAUGCUGCUGUCAUUCUAAUGCUUAUACAUCAGUUUAUAACAUUUGGGUUUGCCUGCACACCUUUGUACUUUGUUUGGGAGAAAGUGCUCGGUGUGCACGACACGAAGAGCAUAUGUUUGAGGGCACUAGCUAGGUUACCGGUAGUAAUACCAAUAUGGUUCUUGGCCAUUAUCUUUCCCUUCUUCGGGCCUAUAAACUCAGCUGUGGGGGCAUUUCUGGUUAGCUUUACGGUCUACAUCAUCCCUGCUCUUGCCCAUAUGCUCACCUACAGGAAAGCCUCGGCCCGGCAGAAUGCAGCAGAAAAGCCUCCAUUUUUCCUCCCAAGCUGGACAGGCAUGUAUGCCAUCAACAUAGUCGUGGUGUUGUGGGUUUUCAUCGUUGGGUUCGGAUUCGGAGGGUGGGCGAGCAUGACUAAUUUCAUUAAGCAAGUCGACACAUUUGGUCUCUUCGCCAAGUGCUAUCAGUGCCAGCCACCGGCAAAGCACUGAUGCUGUGCUGUAUGGAGAUCACACUUUUUCUGAGGCUGGAAGCCAAUUUCAAGUAAUGUAGCAGGAUGAAGAAGUUCAUUUUCUGGAUGUGGACUGUGUCUGAUGUUCGGUGUAAAUGCUGAUUGAUUGCAUAGUCUGAUCUGAUGUAGAUUGAUUAAGUUAUGCCGAUGAACAGAGUGUGAUGGCUCCUAUGGAAAGCAUAUGGGCAACCAGGAUUCAGGACAGUUUUUAAGAACUAUGGAGUUAGGAUUAAGGAACUUGUGGGUAAUAAUAUCAAAUGGUGAACUA
Molecule: messenger RNA, 2492 nt
Organism: Sesamum indicum (sesame)
Lineage: Eukaryota; Viridiplantae; Streptophyta; Magnoliopsida; Lamiales; Pedaliaceae
Product: auxin transporter-like protein 2
Source: RefSeq, a predicted model, not a curated record